This is a messenger RNA of Cynara cardunculus var. scolymus (artichoke), 794 nucleotides long. Its product is annotated as mavicyanin-like. The transcript is spliced from 2 exons. The coding region runs from base 36 to 569 and encodes 177 amino acids. The record is from RefSeq and is a predicted model, not a curated record. NCBI's taxonomy places the organism in Eukaryota, Viridiplantae, Streptophyta, Magnoliopsida, Asterales, Asteraceae. Gene Ontology annotation, cellular component: plasma membrane. Gene Ontology annotation, molecular function: electron transfer activity.
AAAAACGACAUAACUUUACACAUAAAAACCAAGAAAUGUCGAUGGUGGCAUACUUUCUUAUUUCCAUUCUAGCCAUCGCGACUCCGGCAACAUACGCGGUGCAACACAUCGUUGGUGACAGUAGUGGCUGGACCAAUUCCGGAGACUAUACCACAUGGGCCGCUAGUAAAACGUUUAACGUUGGUGACACACUCUUAUUCAACUAUGGUAGCAGCCAUGGCGUGGACAGUCUAUCGAAAGCUGAUUACGACAACUGUGCCACCGGCAAUGCCAUCAACUCCUACACGGGGGGCGCAACCACGAUUAAGUUGACAAAACCAGGCCCAAUGUUCUUUGCUUGUCCAUCAUUUGGCCACUGCAGUUUAGGGAUGAAACUGGCAAUCAAUGUGGUAUCUCAAACCACCACCACCCCUAGUAGCGACAACAACCAGUCACCACCUUCGUCUACCACCCCAUCUACGCCGGCAACGUCAAGUCCCGACGGUGAAGGUGGCUCCACCGGCGGCACCAGCAUGGUGGUGGUUGGGUUGUCUAUGAUUUUGGCACCAAUGAUUGUGUUCAUGUGCUAGGAAAGAGGCAGUGCUUGUAACUUAUGUUUUUAUAAAUUAUUACGAGUUGUGUGAUUUUAUAAAUUAAUUUUUUUGUGUGGGGAGUGAAAUGGAAAAAUAAGUAAGAAUGGAAAUAUAAUAUUUAUUACCAUCCACAAGAAAAUGUUAGUUUUCACACCAAAUAUGUUGACAAAUGGGGUACAACAGUUGAGGUGAACGUAUAUUAUUAAAGGGUCGUAAAGUUGU